Molecule: messenger RNA, 4450 nt
Organism: Uloborus diversus
Lineage: Eukaryota; Metazoa; Arthropoda; Arachnida; Araneae; Uloboridae
Product: RNA binding protein fox-1 homolog 3-like
Exons: 12
Coding region: 242-1390 (382 amino acids)
Biological process (GO): regulation of alternative mRNA splicing, via spliceosome; nervous system development
Cellular component (GO): cytoplasm; nucleus
Molecular function (GO): mRNA binding
Source: RefSeq, a predicted model, not a curated record
UUCUCCUGCUUUAUGCAUUCAUACUCUUUGUUUUUAUACUUGUCAUAUUGAGGUAAUAAAUGUUGGAUCGAUUGAGUGUUUUAAAAUGAAGUAACUGUCUUACCUAUUUUUGAAGAAGAAUAUUGGUGACAAGUUUGUAGUCUGCUCAAUAUUCAUAGAUUUUUUUGUACUGUUGCUUGUGCAUGGUGAAACGUCUACGAUCUUAAGCUUUCAUCUUUAACGACGAUCUCAUCUUCAGAAUAUGGCAUCUGCGAUUGUGAAUGGAUUGAUAGUCCAAGGACUCUCAGAUGAAAAUGACAAUUCAUCUAAUCAUCAUCCCAAAGAAACUAUUUAUAUGAAUGGGACUGCAACUGACACUUCAGACUUAUUAAAAUCUGAGCCGCAUAUGGUUUCCCCUCAACUCGCUCCAGCCUACCCCUCAUACUCACCAAGUACUGAACAGACUCAGCCUAAUCAAUCACACUCAACUGAUCCUAAAGACAGCCCUCUCUUUCCACCUUCAAUUAUAACAGCUAAUGGAAUUGAGCAGCAAACUGUAAGUUUUCAGCACAAAGAGAAGUCUCCAAUUGAUCAUGAUGCACUUUGGUGUCAACUAUAUAGGCAGACAGAUUUAGAGAAUGAAGUUAAUGGGAGCAACAGUCAGACGAGCCCCGGUUCUGCAACCAUCACGACGACUGUCGCAUCAGAUGCUACUAAAGUCAACCAACCCAAGCGUCUCCACGUCAGCAACAUACCUUUCAGAUUCAGGGAUCCGGACUUAAGGCAGCUUUUUGGGCAAUAUGGCCCAAUUUUAGAUGUUGAAAUAAUAUUUAAUGAGCGAGGAUCGAAGGGGUUCGGGUUUGUAACUUUCGCAAAUAGUGCGGAUGCUGAUCGCUCGAGAGAGCAAUUGAACGGCACGGUGGUAGAGGGACGAAAAAUAGAGGUAAAUAAUGCUACAGCAAGAGUACAAACGAAGAAAAUUCCUGCAAUACCAAAUGUUGCUGCCCUUCGAGGAGUAGCCAUUCAGAGAGGGAGGGCGCGAGGGGCCUUGGCGACAGCCUUCGCGCGACACGCCUCGCCUCUCACGGCUGCAGCUGCUGCAACUGCACUUCAUGGCUAUGCUCCGGUGUGCCAAGAUCCUUUUCUUGCCUAUGCAGGAGCAGAGAGAUAUCAGCUCCCUGCAACUUAUGCAGCUAGUGCUGCUUACACUGCUGCUGCAGCCCGAAGUUACGCCGCUGCAGCAGCUGCAGCUGCUGCCCAACCUGUAGCAUCUUAUGCAGCUGUAGCUGGAACUCCAUCACUAUAUUACAGUUAUGCCAGAGAAUAUGCUGAUCCCUACUUGGCACACAGCAUAGGCCCAGUUGCGGGAUAUGGGGCUGCCGUUUACCGGACAAGAUUCACUCCUUAUUAGUUCUUACUCAAGAGAAGUCAGUUCAUCAAAGUCGAUGCUCUGAUGCACAUCAAAUAUGGAUUGCUACGAGCACAAGAAAUAGUGGAUUUUGGAUUGAGGACUAAAGUGACGCACAUUUUCACGAAUUUUAUUUAUCCUUUCGGAUUUUUUUUUGAGAAGAGAAAAGGACUUACCGUGAUUUUUAAACACUACUUCUAUUUAAAGCAGAAUAUGGUGGACGUAGCCCUGUAAAAAUUACACCAUAGGAUUUAGAAUUCUUUCUGAAUCUUAUUAGAUAAGAUUGUGAAAUGCUAGAAAAUAUCUUACUUUUAUGGAAGACCCUGUUUUUAUGAAUCCAAAUUGCUUUUAAAUUUACAUCGGUAGCUUAUUCUUUUGAAAACUGCGUAUUUAUUGAAGCAUUACCGUUUUUUCAUCUCAAAAUCAUCGCAACAUUUCUCGACUUCUCUUUCUCGAACCAAAGCUAUAUCUUAUCAUUUCUGUCGUGUAAAUAAUCUCUUGUCAAUUUUCAUUGAAAUGGCUCAUUUCAUUUUUUCACUCGUUUCAUAAAUACUCUAUCAUUUAAGUCAUAAAUAAGUACAAAAUUCAAAUCUGUAAAAAUCAAUUGGAAGUUAGUUUUUGAAAAAGUAAAUUUCAUUUUGUGAUUCCCUUUCUGUGCAGUUAAAAUUCUUAAUGAAUAUAACUGUGCUUAAACAAUUGCCUUAUAUGUUAAAAUCUUUUUGCUAAGUAGGUUCCAAAUCCAAUGUAAUUUCAAGCUGAAGAUGGGGUGUGAAUCAAUAUUUAAUAAAUAUAUUAGAGAAGGAAUCGGCUGCAUUUUAGUCCCCCCCCCCCUUUUUUUUAGAGUUUUACUAAAUCAUAUGUUGUUAUUUAUUAAUUGUCAUUACAAAAAUUGAAAAUGUCUCAUGGAGUCCAGCAUGUAACAUUGACUGAAAACUAAAAUUUUGUAUAGGCUUUUUUUUCUAGUCAUCUGCAUUUCAUUACUUCAUCUUUUUCCUCUCAUUAUUUUCUUUAUAUCAGUGAAAUUUGGUUUUCAGUGUUAUUUGUGCUCACCCCAUCUUCCUAACUUACAGUAUUUUUAAUGUUACAUCAUUUUUUUCUUUUGUUACGUGCUCUCUAACUUAUGAACACUAGUAUUAUUUCUUUUUUUUAAUGUAAAAAUGCAUUGUAAAUUUUAGCACAAUAUAUGUUUGUGCAUUUUUAUAGCACAAAUUUAUUAAAAAAUGUGAAUGUGAAAAAAAAAUGGAUAUUUUAUAGUACUUUUAAUGUUGACUAAAAAAAGAAUGUACUCCUUUUUGAAUGCAUUUGUUUUAUUCCUGUUUUCGUGUUGACUGAUUUUGGAAAAUGCUUGGCGGCAUUUCCUAUGUGAGUGAUGUGAAGUAUUUAUUGAAUAUCCUGGACAUGAAUCUCAUUUGAAUCUCAUAUCAUGAAGUAAGACCGUAAAUGAAGGGCUGGCAGCUAGAAAAUAGUUACAAUUUCUUUGCUUGUUAUUUGUUGUUAAAACAUUUUUUUUUUAAAUUAUUAUAUUAUUAUUUUGAUAUUGUUUUCCCAACAAAUUUGUCAGAAAAAAUAUUAAUACUUGCCACUCCUCUGAUACUCCCUAAAACAGGUACCCACAUUGUAAAACGUUUUUAUUUUUAGAUCCAAUUUGUAGUGACUUAAUUAAAUACAUACAGACAAAGACUUUUUUUUUUAUUUGUAAAAUUCACAGGUUGUUUUCCACCCAAUCCUCUAUUUGCUGUCAUAAAAUUUGUAUCAACUUUGGUUUUAAACGCAUAAUACAGAAAUUUUAAACUACAUAUAGCUUUAUAAUACUAUUUAUGUAUUUAUUUUAUUUUAUUGACCUGCAUUUAAGUGAGAUUUUACUGUAAAUAGCAUGAUUUAGUUGAUAUAUACUUAAAUAUAAAAGCAAAUCAUUUGUUGAAAAAUUGUUCUUAAAUAUAUAUCGUCACCUCAGAGCAACAGUAAGACAUCUGAUCCCAGGAAUAACAGUACCAUAUCCAGCUGUUGCUUUGAGGCAAUGAUAUGAAACAUUUUGCAGUUUUUUAAAAAUAAAUGAAAUUUUUCCUUGUUUGUUGCAUAAUACUCAUUUUAAGAAAUUAAAUGAGUUGAAGAAAUUCUACUGAUAAACAAAUAAUGUAAUUUUAAUGUUUGAUAAGGAACCAUUAUCUUAGGAGUUGUCAAUAAAUGAUGUCAGGCUUCGAGGGGGAGGGUAACAAGAAGUUGUGACAAUCACUCUUUUUAAAAGAUGUUCAUGAAAAAGAGCAUACCAUGUGAGGGGGGGGCACAAAGGUUGAAAAAAAGGAACAUCAUUUAUGGACUACCCCUUAAAACAUCUUUUUCAUUUUUGUUCCCUUCAUAUUUUUGUAUGCUUGUAGACGGUCAUGACAAAUUUCUCACAUAAAAGUUAAUCUUUUGAAGUUGGAGGUUUGGGAAAAGAGUUUUUUUUUUUUUUUUUUUUUUUUUUUUUUUUUUUUUUUUUUUGCUUUGCAUAAGUAUGUGGUUUAUAUCAAAAUAUUUCAUCAGAAAAGAAUGGUGGUCAUGAAAUCAUUACUUGCUGGUCAUGGGAUUAUACCUGACAUAAAAUGAAUCUCCCAGUUGCAUGUAGAUUAGAUUAGUGAUCAUUUGCCGCAGGUUAAUUUCUUUUAAUUCUCCAAAUUAUACUCAUUCAAAAAUUUUUAUUUUUUGCAAGAUAAUAGAUUUAAUUUAAUUGAGUGACAUUGCAAUAUGGUUAAGCCAAGUAAAUACUGAUGUUAUCAUUUGCAUCCAAAAAAAUUGAUCUUUUUGUUCUAAUCAAUGCCUAUAAUUUUGUAUCCAAAUUGUUUAAAUUAAAAAUUAGAUUUAUUAUUAAUCAAUGAUUUAUGUUGUUAAUUUAAAUCUUUACUAAAUAUUAAAAUCAUAAAUUUUUCAGUGCAUUUUCAAGUUUAUGAAAAAUUUUCUAGUUACUAAAAGUUUGUAAUUUUCAAAAGAAAUAUUUGCAGCUUUGCCAUAACAAUAUUACUUCUGUGUUUUAUUUAUUUGUAUACAUGAUGAUAAAAAUCAUUUCUUGUACUGUCACUUUUUUUU